Messenger RNA from Lagopus leucura (white-tailed ptarmigan), 1869 nucleotides. RefSeq names its product caspase recruitment domain-containing protein 8-like. Gene Ontology annotation, biological process: regulation of apoptotic process. NCBI's taxonomy places the organism in Eukaryota, Metazoa, Chordata, Aves, Galliformes, Phasianidae. Bases 20 to 1303 code for a protein of 427 amino acids. The record is from RefSeq and is a predicted model, not a curated record. Gene Ontology annotation, cellular component: canonical inflammasome complex. The transcript is spliced from 9 exons.
GACGUAUAAUGUGGGCCCUAUGGCAUGCAUCACCUCAAGAAUAGUAGUGGUGGGCGGUCCAGCACGUAUUGCCUCACAGAUAAAAAGGCAGGGCAGUCCGGCAAGCGUCACCUCAACAAGAGCAAUGGAAAUCCAGAAAUGGCCACAGUCAGAUGUCCCAGCAGAGGAGAGAAGCUGUCGCUGUGUGAGGCAGGAAUUUCAAGAAGUGAGGCCGGAGAUAGAUCCACAUAUUUUGGAGGAACAAAACACAUACAAAGCUUGUCUCCCUGGACCAGGCAUCUUCCAGUGCUCUGAGACGGGCCUUGCCUUCAAGGUGGAGUCAGCAGCCAGCAUCGUGUACAGAUAUGCCUCCUGGAGCACGCAUCUGAAAGAGGCUGACCAGAAUGUGUGGAUACCUGCUGGGCCUCUUUUCAACAUCGGGGCGCUACCUGGAACCGUGCGAGCUGUGUAUCUCCCCCACUUCAUCUGCCUGUCAGAUGUAGACAUCAGUGGGUGCUCGAUUGCCCAUUUUGAAUUCCAGAAGAUGACCAUACAGCAACCAACAGAAGUGAUGGCCUUCUCCGCUGUCCUGGAGAAUCCCAGCUUCUCUCUUCUUGGAGUGGUUUGGAGAAAGUUACGUUCAGCCAUUUCUCUCCCUAUGCACUCCUUAGUGCUGAUCUUCCAGCAGCUCUCCGCUGCAAAUACAACCCUGCAUCUCUACCUGAUCCCAGAUGACAGCUCUGUGAAGGAGGCCAUUGAAAGACAAGAGACAAACUGGAACUCAAAGCUUAUUCCCAAGCCUCCUCCAUUCAGCCCUCUGUUCUUUGGCAACAGAUACCAGGUGUCCAGUAACACUCAAGUGAAGAUUACACCUGAACCACACUUGCCAUUUUGCUACAAGAGUCCAGAGGACCAACAGCUCUUUGUUGAGAUCUACAUCAGGAAAAUGGCUGAGGAAGUGGAAUUCUUUAUCACAGAUGGACAGAAUGACACCGAGGUCUGGAGGGCAUCGCUGAGGUCAGGUGAUAUUAGUCAUUCUAGAAACGAAUCCAAAAAGCUUUCAGGUGCAGCCUUCCUGAAGAAGCACAAGACAGAGCUUUGUUCCAGGAUGGGGCAGCUCUCCUCCAUUCUGCUAAAUUUAAGUGUUGAAGAUGUAAUCAACAGUGAAGAAGAAGAGGAGGUGCAAGCUCAAAAUACAAAACAAAAGAAGAAUCAAUUUCUGCUGGACCUAGUGGAGAAAAAAGGGCUCAAGGCCCAAGAGAAGCUCUUUCAGAUCCUCCAGACAAAAGACCCAUUCCUUGUUGAAGACCUGGAGAAUAACUAAGACUGGGCAAGCAGAUGGCUUUUGCUCCGAUUGGCAGAUUAAGGAAGUGACAGGGGAGACAGGCAAAUGGAGAGAUUUGUCUGUACGUGAAUCCUGACCUUUCCAUGCAAAAUCCAUGAUACAAAGCAAUGCCUAAGCCUUCUGAGCCACCAACUGCCAGGCCUGCUUCCCUUACCUGAUGUGCUCACUACAAGAGGACUUGAUCACCACUGAGGAGCUGCUGGAACGAGAAACCUUGGUUCUUAAUCCAGUGCCCAUGUUGUGAAGCCAUCUGCCUUCUGAGAACACAGGGCCUCUGCAGGGUCUCCAGAUGCUCCAGGCAGCUGCUGGUCGAGGAGCUCUCUUCACAACAGGAACCUCACGGAGUCACAGAAUUAUAGGGAUUGGAAGGAACCUCUGGAAAUCCCCCAGUCCAACACUGCUUAGAGCAGCUUCCUUACAGAACGUUACACAGGAAAGUGUUCAGGCAGGGUUUGACUAUCUCUGGAGAACGAGACUUUACAGCCUCUCUGGGCAACUUGUUCCACUGCUCUGUCACUCUCAUAGUAUCGUUUUUAUUUAUGAAA